CAUAAAUCUCCCCACAUGCGUGCUCCCUUCUGGUUGGAGAUUGCAGAGUGCACUGUUGCCCCAGUUGCAAUGGAGGAAAGUGACCAUGAGGCUCACUCUUCAUCAGACGAGCAGGACUCCUGCCCUGCCUCCCCUAAUCACAGCAGGGACCAUGAAGCUGAACAGCACUCGAGCCUCUCAGACGACUCAGAAGUGGAGAACAUUAUGCAACACCCUCACCACGAAGGUGGGCAUGGCCACCACCACCACCAGCACCAUGACCACAAGCGCCACCAUCACCAUGAUGGCCCUGAGCCUCAUGAUGUAGAUGCAGACAGGGAAGCUGAGGGCGAAGACCGCCCCCACACCCCGUCUUAUUUGCGGCCCCCCGUGGCGGGUAGGGCGCAGUCGGAUUCAGGUUCGGACCCCAGUUUGCCGCAGAGCAGGAGUGUGGAGUUCGACUUGUCGUCCUCUGUCAGCUCCUCCAGGCCCAAGAGCCCCUGGGGUCGAUUUGACCCUUACGACAAUAAUGAGGACCAGGACAAGGAAUACGUGGGUUUUGCAACGUUGCCAAACCAGGUUCAUCGCAAGUCAGUCAAGAAGGGCUUUGACUUCACGCUCAUGGUGGCAGGGGAGUCUGGCCUGGGAAAGUCCACUCUGGUCAACAGUCUGUUUCUCACAGAUCUUUACAAAGAUAGGAAGCUGCUCAAUGCUGAAGAGCGAAUCACACAAACAGUAGAAAUCACCAAACACACAGUGGAUAUAGAAGAGAAAGGUGUCAAACUGAAGCUCACCAUUGUGGACACCCCUGGGUUUGGAGAUGCUGUAAACAACACUGAAUGCUGGAAGUCAGUGGCUGACUACAUCGACCAGCAGUUCGAGCAGUACUUCAGGGACGAGAGCGGCCUCAACCGCAAGAACAUCCAGGACAACCGCGUACACUGCUGCCUCUAUUUCAUCUCACCCUUCGGCCAUGGCCUUCGGCCUUUGGAUGUGGAAUUCAUGAAAGCUCUGCAUGAGAAGGUUAACAUUGUCCCUGUUUUGGCCAAAGCUGACACACUCACCCCGACUGAAGUCAAGAAAAAGAAAAUCAAGAUCAGAGAGGAGAUCGAGCAGUACGGUAUCAAGAUAUACCAGUUCCCUGACUGCGACUCCGACGAAGACGAGGAAUUCAAGCAGCAGGACCUCGAGCUGAAGGAAAGCAUUCCCUUUGCAGUAAUUGGCAGCAACACGGUGGUGGAGGCCAAAGGGAAGAGAGUGAGGGGCCGUCUGUACCCGUGGGGCAUCGUAGAAGUGGAGAAUUCAGCACACUGUGAUUUUGUGAAGCUGAGGAACAUGCUCGUUCGCACUCAUAUGCAAGAUCUCAAAGACGUGACCCGUGAGACUCACUACGAGAACUACAGAGCCCAGUGCAUCCAGAGCAUGACCCGCAUGGUCGUGAAGGAACGUAACCGCAAUAAACUAACCAGGGAGAGUGGCACAGACUUCCCCAUCCCUGUGGUGCCAGGAGUGGCCGACAGCGAGACAGAAAAGCUCAUCCGAGAGAAAGAUGAGGAGUUGCGGCGGAUGCAGGAGAUGCUGCAAAGGAUCCAGGAUCAAAUGCACACUCAGAAAGACGCCUAUUAACACAGGACACCAGUCACACUGUGUACAUGUCUCUCUUUCACUGGGAUUUAAAACACACACACACACACACACACAGGAAAUCUUUAUUCCUUCUCUAGAACAAUGACAUCCCUACGUGUCCACCCAACCACUGCUCAACCUCAUCAGCAGCACGUUACACAUGAUCAGGGACCUGCGAGGAGGUGGUGUCACUACUUCACGUCCAUGACAUCGUCCACGAUCGCAGAGACAUGGUCCAGGAUCGGAGAGACAUUGUUGAGGAUGAGGGAGACAUCGUCCACGAUCACACACGUUGUCCGUGAUCGCAGAGACCUUGUCAAAGACGAGAGAGACGUUGUCCAUGAUCAGAGACGUUGUCCCAUGCUUCGUAGAGACCUUGCGAUAGAAUCGGCGGAGACGGGGGUCACCGAUUUGACGGCACUGCCCGCGAUCAUGGAGACAUUGUUAAUGAUCACAGAGACACCGUCGAUGAUCUCAGAGACAUCGUCCACGAUCGCAAAGACACUGUCUAUGAUCACAAGACUUUGUCCAUAAUCUCAGAGACAUUGUCCACGAUCACAGAGACGUAGUCCAUGAUCACAGAGACGUAGUCCACGAUCACAGAGAGUCUUCAAACAAUGAAGAAGUUCUUUGAAACCAGGACAGAGGCCUCCAGGUGUCACUACUUCACGUCCAUGACAUCGUCCACGAUCGCAGAGACAUGGUCCAGGAUCGGAGAGACAUUGUUGAGGAUGAGGGAGACAUCGUCCACGAUCACACACGUUGUCCGUGAUCGCAGAGACCUUGUCAAAGACGAGAGAGACGUUGUCCAUGAUCAGAGACGUUGUCCCAUGCUUCGUAGAGACCUUGCGAUAGAAUCGGCGGAGACGGGGGUCACCGAUUUGACGGCACUGCCCGCGAUCAUGGAGACAUUGUUAAUGAUCACAGAGACACUGUCGAUGAUCUCAGAGACAUCGUCCACGAUCGCAAAGACACUGUCCAUGAUCACAAGACUUUGUCCAUAAUCUCAGAGACAUUGUCCGCGAUCACAGAGACGUAGUCCAUGAUCACAGAGAGUCUUCAAACAAUGAAGAAGUUCUUUGAGACCAGGACAGAGGCCUCCAGGUGUCACUACUUCACGUCCAUGACAUCGUCCACGAUCGCAGAGACAUGGUCCAGGAUCGGAGAGACAUUGUUGAGGAUGAGGGAGACAUCGUCCACGAUCACACACGUUGUCCGUGAUCGCAGAGAUCUUGUCAAAGACGAGAGAGACGUUGUCCAUGAUCAGAGACGUUGUCCCAUGCUUCGUAGAGACCUUGCGAUAGAAUCGGCGGAGACGGGGGUCACCGAUUUGACGGCACUGCCCGCGAUCAUGGAGACACUGUUAAUGAUCACAGAGACACCGUCGAUGAUCUCAGAGACAUCGUCCACGGUCGCAAAGACACUGUCCAUGAUCACAAGACUUUGUCCAUAAUCUCAGAGACAUUGUCCGCGAUCACAGAGACGUAGUCCAUGAUCACAGAGACGUAGUCCACGAUCACAGAGAGUCUUCAAACAAUGAAGAAGUUCUUUGAAACCAGGACAGAGGCCUCCAGGUGUCACUACUUCACGUCCAUGACAUCGUCCACGAUCGCAGAGACAUGGUCCAGGAUCGGAGAGACAUUGUUGAGGAUGAGGGAGACAUCGUCCACGAUCACACACGUUGUCCGUGAUCGCAGAGACCUUGUCAAAGACGAGAGAGACGUUGUCCAUGAUCAGAGACGUUGUCCCAUGCUUCGUAGAGACCUUGCGAUAGAAUCGGCGGAGACGGGGGUCACCGAUUUGACGGCACUGCCCGCGAUCAUGGAGACAUUGUUAAUGAUCACAGAGACACUGUCGAUGAUCUCAGAGACAUCGUCCACGAUCGCAAAGACACUGUCCAUGAUCACAAGACUUUGUCCAUAAUCUCAGAGACAUUGUCCGCGAUCACAGAGACGUAGUCCACGAUCACAGAGAGUCUUCAAACAAUGAAGAAGUUCUUUGAGACCAGGACAGAGGCCUCCAGGUGUCACUACUUCACGUCCAUGACAUCGUCCACGAUCGCAGAGACAUGGUCCAGGAUCGGAGAGACAUUGUUGAGGAUGAGGGAGACAUCGUCCACGAUCACACACGUUGUCCGUGAUCGCAGAGACCUUGUCAAAGACGAGAGAGACGUUGUCCAUGAUCAGAGACGUUGUCCCAUGCUUCGUAGAGACCUUGCGAUAGAAUCGGCGGAGACGGGGGUCACCGAUUUGACGGCACUGCCCGCGAUCAUGGAGACAUUGUUAAUGAUCACAGAGACACCGUCGAUGAUCUCAGAGACAUCGUCCACGAUCGCAAAGACACUGUCCAUGAUCACAAGACUUUGUCCAUAAUCUCAGAGACAUUGUCCGCGAUCACAGAGACGUAGUCCAUGAUCACAGAGAGUCUUCAAACAAUGAAGAAGUUCUUUGAAACCAGGACAGAGGCCCCCAGGAGGAGAAGACGACAGCAGCUGAAGACCUGAAGUAGAUGAAAGACAAAGUCAAAAGUGUUACAACGCUGUUAAUUAGAUAAAAGACCUCCACCAUCUAACUGCUGUAAACAGUGUUGGUUUCCUGUUGUUCAAGUGAAAACUGUUUGUUUGUACUGUUUUGUUUUUGUUUUUCUACCAUCUAAUGUAGUCAUGAGCACAUUUUCCACAGACUAAUAUGUCUUUAUUAAACACCUGUGAGAACAUUCAACUGCUUAUGAUUUUGAUACAAUUAUUAAUAAUAAUUAAAUAAGUGUAUCACAAGCAGUUAAAUGAUCACAAAGAUGCUUAGUAGACAUGUUCAUCUUUGGAAAAUGUGCUCAUAACCACAUGAACCUAACCAGCUCUAACAAGUGUUUCCUUGUGAUAAUGUCUGUCAUUAUCUUUGCUGUGAUUUGUUAAAUGUUGUCUGGAAUAAAAUCAUUAAAGUUGUAUUUCUCUAUUUUGAAACUGAUGUUAUAAGAAAAUGUCCCGAUUCUCAUGUUUUCACUUUUUAGAUCCAUUUUUAAAUAUUUAGAAUUUUUAAUCUUUUUAUGGUUUUACACUCAUUUCUAAAAGUAAAAAAAAAUUAAAGGCUUUAUACUUGUCUUUUACACUUAAGAUUUUGUACUUAACUUUUUUUUUGAAUUUCAUACUUAAUAUUAAGGUAUUUUUUAAGGUUCUAUUUAAAAAAAAAAAAAAAAAAAACAGGUUCCGUGCUUAAUUCUUAGACUUACUUUUAAAGAUUUUUAAUAUAUAUCAUUUAGAAGGCUGAAUAGUUAAACCUUAUUUAUCAAACCUGCUUUUAAUGUUUUAUCCUUACUUUUUAUACCUAUGUCUUUAUGGUUUGAAUUGUAUUUUUAAAUGAUUUUAUAUUAACUCUUUAGACCUAUUUAUGAAAAGGGUUUCAAUUCUAUUCUAAACUAAGGUUUUAUAUUUUUUUGUUUUAUUCAUAUGUAUUUUGUUAUACAUAUUUUUUUACUUAUUUUUGCAGCUACAUUGUUGAAAAAUACUAAUUACAGCAGCUUUAUUGUUGGUUUUUGUUCCAGACAAGAGGUUUUAAAUUGUCAAACUGCAGCUGAGAUAAUGACAGAGUCAGACUGAAAAGAAUAAACUAACACUGACCUUCUGGAAA
Lates calcarifer (barramundi perch) is the source of this 5228-nucleotide messenger RNA. RefSeq names its product septin 4b (gene septin4b). The record is from RefSeq and is a predicted model, not a curated record. The transcript has 18 exons. Gene Ontology annotation, molecular function: GTPase activity; molecular adaptor activity; GTP binding. Gene Ontology annotation, biological process: cytoskeleton-dependent cytokinesis; regulation of exocytosis. Bases 16 to 1605 code for a protein of 529 amino acids. NCBI's taxonomy places the organism in Eukaryota, Metazoa, Chordata, Actinopteri, Centropomidae. Gene Ontology annotation, cellular component: microtubule cytoskeleton; cell division site; synaptic vesicle.